UCCCUUUUGUUUUUCUGGAUCCCAAGUCGAAGAAUUUCGGAGCCUUCGUGAGGACUUCUUCCGCAUCCCGCAUCGAACCAAAUGCCAGGUGGCAUGCACGGAUAAUUCUCGUGUCUCGUCUUUGUCAUGACUUAUUAUGUUGUCACAUGGCUUCGUCAAGUUCCUACGCGACCGCGUCUGUUCUGGGUUGAUGGCGGUUGGUGCACAACAGGCGUGCUUCUGUGGUCGAAAUUGAUCGCAGUCGAUCGCUUCGGCUUUCCACGGUCAUAUCUGCAGAAAUCCCAUCACGCUGGACGUGUGGGGCUGCCCCGAUCCUCGUACGAAGGACUAUUCUGCCAUGUAUAGUAAGAAUCACUCCAGGCAUCAAUGCGCAGCCAAGUGAUGGGUUCAGGUUUGACUUCGAAUUUUGAGCCUGCAGUCGUCUGGACUCCGUUACUAAUUCUGUUUUACAUGCAGUCAUUGGCGAAGAGUAUAUAUUCGAAGCCGUAAUGAGUAUUCGUCCCCUCAACAGAGCACUGUUCGACUUUCCAUCUCUCAUGCCUGCCCCUCUGUCCACUUCCCACCAGACGCUGCAUGAGGAUCUCCUCAAGGAGCAACUGACGGAAAAAUCUGAAGGCAGCUUGACCCCGACUCACACCGGAACCGCAACAGUAGACGAUCCGUUUCUCGUCAAGCUCGAUCCGUCCGAGGAUCCGCUGCAAUUCUCAACGUUCAGAAAAUGGGUAGUUGUCGCGAUCAUUUCGUCGGCAUCGCUGUGUGUGACAUGUUCGUCGUCGAUGGCCUCGUUCACCGAACAACCGAUUGCCAAAGAAUUUCACGUAUCUCGGGAGUCUACCGUCCUCAUGAUCAGUCUGUUCGUGCUCGGGCUUGGGACCGGACCUUUGAUUACCGGACCAUUCUCGGAGGUUUACGGGCGUUCGAUCAUUUACAAAGUGUCUUACGCGUUAUUCGUUUUGUUCUGUGUUCCGGUGGUCUUUGCGCCAAAUUUGGGUGUCGCCCUAACGUUUCGUUUCCUACUUGGUGCGACUGGAGCGUCUUUCCUCAGUGUUGCCGGAGGAAGUAUGGCAGACUUGUUCUCCGGGUCGCAAGUUCGAUUGCCCAUCGCAGUUUAUACUAUGUUUCCGUUCUUGGGCCCAGUCUUGGGACCAUCGGUGUCUGGUUUCAUCAAUCAGCAUCUAUACUGGAGAUGGACGUAUCGGAUUUUGCUUAUUUGGAGCUUUGUUGAAGUUGUUGCCAUUUUCCUGUUUGUACCAGAGUCGUAUUCCCCCGUCCUUCUGCAAAGAAAGUCGCGCCGGUACGAGACUUGGCUUCUGGCCAUCCAUUUGCUAAACACCAGCAGACUUCGCAAAGAGACAGGCGAUGAGCGAUACUGGGCGCCACUUGACCGCCGUGAAAUAAAUCUCACUCGGUCGCUCCUACUCAGUUGCUCUGUUCCAUUCAAGCUUCUGAUAUUCGACAGAAUGGCCCUUCUGCUCAAUACCUGGACUGCUCUGAUUCUCGGAAUCUUGUACCUGAUGUUCCAGGCCUUCCCGCUUAUAUUCGAGCAAGGGCAUCAUUUUAACGCUCAGAGCGCCGGCCUCACGUUUAUGGGCAUUGGCAUCGGCAUGAUCGUGGGUCUCAGCACGCAGCCACUCUGGGACAGGCAAGCCUCAGUCAAGCUUUCGCCCAAUGGGGGCACGGCACCUCCGGAGACAUUCCUCGUGAUGGGACAGGUCGGGGGAAUAAUGGUUCCGCUCUCUUUGUAUUGGUUCGCAUUCACGACAUAUCCGCGCGUGCAUUGGGUUGUGCCCAUUAUCGCCUCGAUUCCCUUUGGCACAGGGACCUUCUUCGUGUUCACGGCAACGUUCACGUAUCUUGUCACUUCGUAUCGUCCGAUUGCGGCCAGUGCCAUGGCCGCAAACAGUGCUCUCCGCUCGAGUUUUGCUGCCGCCUUUCCGCUCUUUGCCGGCGCCAUGUACAACAAACUGGGAACUGUUGGCGCAUCCGCGCUUCUGGCGGGCCUGGCUACCAUCAUGGUGCCUCUCCCGUUCAUUUUUUAUCGCAUGGGUCCUGAGUUGAGGGCCAAGUCUCGUUUCGCAAUCUGAACCUACAGAUCUAUUGUCUCCUGGAAUCCACAGCAUCAGUAGAAUGACAGUACGCUAUAGAUGACGCAUUUCCAAACAUGACUCCGGACCUUACAGUGUCUUAUGCACAAUCUGAAAACGGUUGCUUGAAGAAGAGCUGCUGUUGUUUGAAGGCACGGUACUAGACCAUAAUUCAUUCCUCAGUGGAACUAGACAGUUGCGGAGGCGUGCGACGAUCUUGAGAAAUCUGGUCAAGAGUUACUCUGAUCGUCGUUGGAAAACGCCACUAUGUCCGCUUCUUCCCGCGCCACGGCAAAGGCGAUCUUCACGGCAACUGCAAGACGUCGAUCGCGAUAAUGUACCCAACUAGGUUUGACUUUAAUUUCCAAUCGCACGCAGGACGUCUCAGGUCCCACACAAAGACGAAGACUUGAGUGCAGAUGCGCUGCAGGGUCUGUCCUUUGCUCCUUUACAAAGACGCCGAUGUUGUCUGCUCUGGGGCGGAAAGCCACCACAGCUCGUAGACCAGCCACUGCCACCCUGUUUGCUGCCGUCAGCCAAGAGGCGUUCAGACGCAAUUUCAAGCCGGUUCACACAUCGCAAUCAACUCGGAUGUAUUCCCAUUGCACAACGUCUUUGCCUAUGCUCGAGGUGCCUCGCUAACCAAUGAGCUACGGCGGCCAUCAGUCAUGUGCUCGAUUGAAUCCAUAAAUAUGACGUCACGCGCGGCGCAUCGCGUCGAACCACACAAUGGCUUUCUUUCCUGACAUCCUCAUCGGCGCCGCCCGACUGCCGCUUGUUGCAGUCGGGCUUCCGCUCGGGCUGGGCAUGCUGAGCGGGUACCCCACAGCUCAAGUGGUCAAGGGCCCGUGGUACAAUGCACAACCUGAAGGUGCCCCCGGGUCGUCCACCGCGGUGGGUAUUCCCCAUCGUCUGGCCGGCGCUCUACGUCUCGAUGGGAUACGCCUCGCACCUCAUCGUCGGCGCACUCGAUAACGCGCUCACGUCCACCGUCAGGUCCCAAUGCCAGACGGCGCUGUGGCUUUACUACGGCCAACUAGCACUCAAUUUGACGUGGACGCCGUUGUUCUUCGGCGCAAAACGGACGGGUCUCGCCCUAGUCAACAGCGCACUGAUGGCGGGGACGACGUUCUACCUGACCAACUUGGUUUCAGGAAUUGCUCCAACCGCCAGCCAGCUUUUACUGCCGUACUGCGCCUGGCUCACGUUUGCCACAUACCUGAACGCUGGAAUUUGGUGGCUCAACGGGAGUGAGAAGCAAAAGACGCAGUGAUGGAUCUCUAGUGACAACCUCUGUCAUCGUAGUGUAUAAUCAAAAUGACCAAAUACACUCCGAAUAGUCCAACAGAUCCCAAACGAGCGGUGGGGUGUACAAUAAUUGUAGUCUAUUGAUAUUAGUACGAGAAGAUCAUAAGCCAAGGAUUCAAUACGAUAGGAAGGAGAAUGUGGCAACCAACGACCAGGGACAGAGGAAUGUUCAGAGCCCAGUUCCACCCUGGAAUCUGCCAUUCGGCAGGGACGGCGCCAGUCGUGAAGACGAUCAUCAUCACAAUGGCGGCAAAA
This is a messenger RNA of Mycena citricolor, 3647 nucleotides long. NCBI's taxonomy places the organism in Eukaryota, Fungi, Basidiomycota, Agaricomycetes, Agaricales, Mycenaceae. The record is from the annotation of a GenBank genome assembly.